Tachysurus fulvidraco (yellow catfish) is the source of this 3592-nucleotide messenger RNA. RefSeq names its product peptidylprolyl isomerase G (cyclophilin G) (gene ppig). NCBI's taxonomy places the organism in Eukaryota, Metazoa, Chordata, Actinopteri, Siluriformes, Bagridae. Gene Ontology annotation, molecular function: peptidyl-prolyl cis-trans isomerase activity. The record is from RefSeq and is a predicted model, not a curated record. Gene Ontology annotation, cellular component: nucleus. Bases 141 to 2300 code for a protein of 719 amino acids. Gene Ontology annotation, biological process: protein peptidyl-prolyl isomerization. The transcript is spliced from 13 exons.
CGCGCGCAGAUUCUUACCCACAAUGCACCGGAGCGGUUGAGGGCGCCAUCUUUGUAACGCCGUGUUGGGAAUCAAACGCGCUGUUAGCUUAACGUUUGUUUGUGUGGGGUUUUUAUGUUUGCCGGCCUCUUAGCGUAACAAUGGGGGUAAAGGUGCCACGUCCGCGCUGCUUCUUUGACAUCGGCAUCGGAAACACAUUAGUCGGCCGUGUGGUGUUCGAGCUUUUCUCUGACGCGUGUCCCAAGACCUGUGAGAACUUCCGCUGUCUCUGCACAGGCGAGAAGGGAAUCGGAAAGACGACACAGAAACCGCUGCACUACAAGGGCUGUCUGAUCCACAGGAUUGUGAAGGAUUUCAUGAUCCAAGGAGGAGACUUUAGUGAAGGGAAUGGCCGAGGUGGUGAAUCCAUAUACGGAGGAUUCUUUGAAGAUGAGAGCUUCUCUAUGAAACAUAAUAAGGAGUUCCUGCUGUCUAUGGCGAACCGAGGCAAAGACACCAACGGCUCACAGUUCUUCAUAACUACAAAACCUACUCCUCAUCUGGAUGGGAUUCAUGUGGUGUUUGGUCAGGUGAUCUCGGGCCAGGAGGUGAUCCGGACCAUUGAGAGUCAGAAGACGGACCCUAACAGCCGACCGUACGCCGAGGUCAAGGUGCUCAGCUGUGGCGAGCUCGUCCCUAAAUCCAAAGUCAAGAAGGAAAAGAAGAAGAAACAGCAGUCGUCCAGUGAGAGCAGCGACGACUCUUCGUCCUCCUCGGAGACUUCUGACGAAUCCGAGGAGUCUGACAAGGAGGACAAGAAGCACAAGAAGAAACAUAAGAAGGAGCUGAAGAAGAAGAAGAAGGAGCAGAAACACAAGAAGAAAAAGGAGAAGGGGUCAGACGAUGAGGAAGAAGCCAAAGAGGCAGAGCCACCGCAGCCAGUUUCGUCUGUCCGUCCAGAGGAAGUCCCACCCAUCCCAGAGAACCGCUUUCUGAUGAGACGCAGUCCACAGCCUCAGCCUAAAGAAAAGGAGGAGCAGGCGAAGGACAAACCUAAGGAGAAUCCUGGGAAAGAGCGGCAAAGAGAAAGGGAGAGGGACCGAGAGCGGGAAAGAGAGCGGGAGAGGCCCAUGAUGAACUCGCGACCAAAUCGCACACGCCUGGUGAUGACUCGUUCCGGCCGGAGAAUUAAAGGAAGAGGCCCCAGGCGCUAUCGGACUCCGUCGCGGUCUCGCUCUCGUUCCUGGGAUCGUUUCCGGCGCAGCGAGACUCCUCCUCACUGGAGACUGGAAAUGCAGAGGACCCAGAAGGCCAAACCCAAUACACAGAGCACGCAGGAGCGCUGGAUCAAAGGAGACAAAGGGGAUGCGUCUCAGGACAAGCCCGAGACUGCAGAGCAGCCGGAAAAAGAGAAAGCUGACAUUGAACCCUCACGAGAGAGGAAGGACUCUGAGCGAGAGAAGAAAAGCUCCAAGAGGAACAAAUCAAGCAGCCCAGACAAAGGACGAGAGAGGAAGAGUGGCAGACACCGAUCCAGGAGCCAGGAGAGGGACAAACGGAAAAAAGCAGAUGGAGAGGCGGAAAAGAGAAAGGGCCGGAGUCGCAGCAAGGAGAAGAAAGGAGAGGAGGAGCAGAAACGUAGCAGAACCAACGAUAAAAGGGGCCAGUCCAGUAGCAAGGACAGGAAAGACAAAGAGGCAAGAAAGGACCGAGAGGACAGCAAGAGUAAGAGUACAGAGCAACCGAAGCAGCCUGAGAGAGACACGAGGGACAAGAGGGAGGAAGCUAAAAAGACAAAGAACGGAGAGACCCGACGUGAACGUUCACGGAGCCGAGAAAGAGAGCGUGACGGCAGGAGACGCUCCAGGUCUGGGUCCCGGUCCAGAUCGAGAGGACGUGGUAGACGAGAGAGGUCACGCAACAGAGGUCAGGGCAAGCGACGAAGCAGCAGCCGGGACAGGAAGUCACGCCGGUCAAGAAGCAGGGAUCAAAGAGACCGAGGCAGAGAACAUGCGAGAGGCAAAGAGGAUGAAGAGAAGAAGAGCGACGUAAAAUCUGAUGACACGAAGAGCAAAGAGAGCAGAGCGAGAGACCAGAGCUCUAAAGAGCGGUCCAGUCAAAAACGCCGGAGCAGAGAGAGAAGCGCAAAGCGGAGACGUGCGAAAAGCAGCAGCAGCUCCGACAGCGACACGGACAAACGCAAAAAAUGCAGGAAGAGCGAGAGCCCCAAAAGCAGAGAGAGGGCAAAAGACAAAUCACGCAGCCCCAAGAAGGAUAACAAGAAUGAGAAAAAGGACUCGAGCUCCAGUGACAGUGACUGAUACUUCUCAUGAUGGCCUCCAACAUCCUCUCUACACCUCAUCCAGUCUACGGACUACUGACCCACCGAUCCCAUGCGUCUGUUUUCAGUAACGAGCUCAGAGCUCUGAGUGCCACUGAUAUCGAACUCAUGUCAGACUGACGACUUUUUUUUUUUUUUUUUUUUAAGUCAACAGUUUGGCCAACUUUGUUUUCUAAUCAUCUCAAAUGUAGAUAAACCAAGAUGUGUUUGAUUUCUGACAUUUGCUUCUUUUUCGCUAACAAGUAACGACAAAUCAAAUUUGGGCUAGUAAAAAAAAAAAGUCUUAUCUUCAGUCGCAUGCUUAUAGUCGCAUGAAGUAAUUAUUUAUAAAAAAAAAAACAAUUUAACAAAAGCUAUUCAAUGCAUUUAAUUCAUACAGCAGUGUCAAGCCCAACUCGUGAGUAGUGCAGCAGGUCGUUCACGCCAUUGUGAAUUCUGUUGUUUUUUUCCUCGGGUUGUCGGAGAGAAGAAGAAAAACACUGCCAACUCCUAACCUACUGAGCCCAAGUGUCUCCUGGGUAACUGUGAAUAAAAACCUAAGGGACCCGAGUAAUCCACCCCUGAGUAAUCCACGUUCCAUUAGUUAUUAGUUCCAUUUUCCCAUCUCAAAGCUCCAGUAAAGAAGCAAACAUCAGACCCAAACACAUCCUGUUUCUUCAGCUACAUUUGAACAUUGUGAACCUGUUCAUUAAGAACGGUAGCUGUACUAAGAAAAAAAAAAACGUAUCUGAUUCAGACUUCAAUCAUCUCUGCGAUGUGUUCUCUCUAAAGCUUUGAUCGUGUCCCAAAUGAACCCAAACUUCUCUUGCAGGAUAAAGUCGAGCGUCCCGUGUGCCUGGCUUUAAACAGGAGCGGUAAUUAUUCCGACGUUUGACCUCGGUCUGAUUGUACCGGUCGUAAUGUCUGCCUUUUGAGGGUAAAACCGAAUGUCCCUGAACGAACUUUUUGCUUGCACAGCCGAGAGAACACGAUUCAGACUCGUGUUUCUUGAAGUAAAUGGCUGGUGUUCUUUAUUUCCUCUUUUCCCACCAAGCUGUUUGCUGGAGCCGUAUUUCAAACUGGAUCCAAUUUUAGUUAGCGUAAAAAUGGAUGAUCGUGCUUUUUCCUGAGGUCCUGCGUGACCCAUGUUGCUGUACUGCUCGGUGUUUAGUGAGACACAGGAUAGGAAUUUUGGAAAAUUUUGGAGUUUUUUUAAUGGGGUUUUAUGUUUGUAAUAAUGUCUACAUACAAGUGUCGGUUCUGUUUGGAAAAUUAAACCCGAUUCUGAAAAUA